GUGUGUGUGUGUGUGUGCGCGCGUGUGCGCGUGAUUAUAGCAAGACCAGACAUUUUUAUUCUACCAAAGCUAGAGCUUGUGUCCUGGUAGGAUUUAGCUUAUUCCCCGUGAGCAUUUCUAUUAGUUUUAAAUUCACAGACUUCCUUGUUAGAGGAAAGCCAUGUGCAUUUCUUCCCCCAAAGAAUAUUUGGGCACUUUUGCUGGGGAUCUAGAGAAGGUGGAAUUAAAUGUUGCUUUAAAUUUCUAGGAAGCCAAAAUAAAUAAUCUUUUGCAAGCAGAGAGAGAUUUCACCGUCCGGCAGAUGUGGGGGCCUGCUUGUUCUGUGACCCUGGUUGCAGGGAUUUGCAUUUCAUCUGGUGGACAGGAGCUUUCAGGAAAUCCCUGUUUCUCUGUGCAAGGUUGAAGAUGACAGUGAUUCAGACACCUAUAGAGAAGAGAAUGAUGAGCAGGGAAAUUACUUGAAAAGGAAGGUCGUCUCCAACUGGGAUCGAUACCAGGAUACUGAAGGAGAGAUCAACACUGAGAGUGGUGAAUCGCAGAGGGGAACAGACUUCAGUGUCCUUCUGAGCUCUGCAGUUUCCAUAGCAGUGUUGGUGCACUGGGCAGGGUGUACGGGAAGCAGAGGGCUCUGACCUGUAAGCCACACUCAGAACUGGGUAGUCCCCAGUUACCUGCCUCAGUAGCUUCAUGUGCUGUGAACAUUACUUGAAGAUUUGGGACAAAAGAAGGGACUCCUUCUCACAAUUCCGGUUUGCUGAGGAGAAAGAAUGGGAAGGUGACGCCUCAUGUCCAAAGCAGAAUUCAGCACUUUAUGUGGAUAGUGAGUCACUGGUUCGAGCCCUUCAAGAACUGCCUCUUUCACUCCGACUCAAUGUUGCUGCCGAGCUGAUCCAGGCUACAGUUCCUUUAGAGCUUCCUCAAGUGAAACCAAAGAGAAAUGAUGAUGGCAAGAGAACAGGGAUGCAAUUAAGGGGCUCUGUUUCUGAGUUGAGAGCCCCUGCUGUUGGCUGUCCCAGGUCCCUGGGUAGAGAUGGCCCCCUGGGGGGAUCUCAGGCAGCCCCAGACCAUUUGGAAGAGGAACUAGAUCUGCUGCUGAAUUUAGAUGCGCCAGUGAAAGCAGGAGGGAGCAGCCCACCAGCCAGGACACAGCAGGACCUGAAAUCUGAGAACGGGGAGGUGGCCCAAAAGGAAAAAGAACCAUCUGUGACAGAGGAAAAGAACACAGAAUCUGAGCAGCCAACUACAUCAAAAAAUGUUACCGAGGAAGAGCUGGAAGACUGGCUGGACAGCAUGAUCGCCUGAGGGAUCAAGAAGCAAGUUUCCAUUGCCUUCCAAGUAAGCACAGCCACAGGCCAUGCUUGAGGGCCAGCUGGCAGUCCCUGUGUGGCUCAGAGCACUGCUCGCUGAAAGACCUGGUAGAGGAACAAGCUGCCUUUGUUUUCUGGCUGUUUCCUUAAGGGCAGGGGAUGUCCCAGCCAUGUUUGUU
Molecule: messenger RNA, 1486 nt
Organism: Perognathus longimembris pacificus (Pacific pocket mouse)
Lineage: Eukaryota; Metazoa; Chordata; Mammalia; Rodentia; Heteromyidae
Gene: Aven
Product: apoptosis and caspase activation inhibitor
Exons: 7
Coding region: 688-1302 (204 amino acids)
Biological process (GO): negative regulation of G2/M transition of mitotic cell cycle
Source: RefSeq, a predicted model, not a curated record